AUGGGCGCGAAGCGUAACCGCUAUGGGUUAGAGAUGGGCGCGAAGCGUAACGCUAUGGUUAGAGAUGGCGCGAAGCGUAACCGCUAUGGGUUAGAGAUGGGCGCGAAGCGUAACCGCUAUGGGUUAGAGAUGGCGCGAAGCGUAACGCUAUGGGUUAGAGAUGGCGCGAAGCGUAACCGCUAUGGGUUAGAGAUGGGCGCGAAGCAUGGGCGCGAAGCAUAA
Aspergillus novofumigatus IBT 16806 is the source of this 222-nucleotide messenger RNA. RefSeq lists its product as uncharacterized. Lineage: Eukaryota; Fungi; Ascomycota; Eurotiomycetes; Eurotiales; Aspergillaceae. The transcript is spliced from 2 exons. Bases 1 to 222 code for a protein of 73 amino acids. The record is from RefSeq and is a predicted model, not a curated record.